Messenger RNA from Penicillium pulvis, 780 nucleotides. RefSeq names its product oxidoreductase tpcG (gene tpcG). Lineage: Eukaryota; Fungi; Ascomycota; Eurotiomycetes; Eurotiales; Aspergillaceae. The coding region runs from base 1 to 780 and encodes 259 amino acids. The record is from RefSeq and is a predicted model, not a curated record. The transcript has a single exon.
AUGGCCUACGCAGUUCUUGGAGCGACAGGAAACUGCGGUACGGCAUUGAUCCAUCAGCUCCUUCAGUCGUCCGUCCCGAUUCAUGCCUAUUGCCGAAAUAGACCCAAACUAUUAGACCUGAUUCCCGAGCUCGCAGAUAGCAAGCAGGUGCAGAUCUUUGAGGGUAGCAUUCACGAUGUCACCCUUCUGACCGACUGCCUCCGUGGCACCCGGGCAGUCUUCCUCGUGGUUUCCACCAACGACAAUGUCCCCGGCUGCCGCAUGGGACAGGAUACAGCCCUCGGGGUAAUUAAAGCGCUGGAAGCCCUGCGUGCCGAGUCAAAUGAUGUCAUCAUCCCGAAGCUCGUGCUUCUUUCCUCCAACACGAUCGACGAUCAACUAUCCCAACACACGCCGCCCUGGGUGCGGUGGAUCUUGCUACGCUCGGCGUCGCAUGUUUACCACGACCUUCGGGUGACUGAGGAUCUCCUCCGUGCGCAACACGAAUGGUUCUCGACCAUCUUCAUCAAACCUGGAGGGUUGUCAGUGGAUGUUGCGCACGGGCAUGCCCUGAGUUUGACGGAGGAGCGUAGCCCCCUGUCCUACGCCGACCUAGCUGCAGGGAUGAUCGAGGCCGUGGAUGAUCCCGACGGCAAGUGGGAUAUGCGGAAUGUAGGGGUGCUGUCAGUCAAUGGACCCGCCAAGUUUCCCCGAGGAGGGCCUAUGUGCAUUGCCAUGGGUUUUAUCAGGCACUAUUUGCCUUUUCUGCAUCCUUAUUUGCCAUCGACGGGACCAGCCUAG